Molecule: messenger RNA, 2715 nt
Organism: Lethenteron reissneri (Far Eastern brook lamprey)
Lineage: Eukaryota; Metazoa; Chordata; Hyperoartia; Petromyzontiformes; Petromyzontidae
Gene: CCDC25
Product: coiled-coil domain containing 25
Source: RefSeq, a predicted model, not a curated record
CGAGGGUGGCCGGUGCGUAGUGGGAAUUCCAGUUCGCGUGUCGCGGCCGCCGAGUUUGUGAAUGAGAGACGUCAUUUAGUUUGCGAGCUGUGAAUAAAGAUUUGUCGUCCGAACAGCGUGAAUAUUAUUUAGUAUCUCCGUGGGAGUUCAACAUUGGGAUCGUGUGUCGAGGGUAACGGGGGGGAGGAGCGUCGCGAUGGUGUUUUAUUUCGUGAGUAACGUUGGCUCGACACCAUACACGAUCUACGUGGGCAAGGACAAGUACGAAAAUGAGGAGCUUAUUAAAUACGGCUGGCCUGAAGAUGUUUGGUUUCACGUGGACAAGCUGUCUUCAGCACACGUGUAUCUACGCCUGCAGAAGGGUCAGACCAUGGAUGACAUCCCCACGGAAGUGCUCAUCGAUUGUGCUCAGCUCGUGAAGGCCAACAGCAUCCAGGGGAAUAAAAUGAACAACAUCGCCGUGGUCUAUACGCCCUGGGGCAACCUGAAGAAGACGGCAGACAUGGACGUGGGGCAAGUUGGCUUCCAUAAGCAGAAGGAGGUGAGGUCGGUGACCGUGGAGAAGCGCGUGAACGAGAUCAUGAACCGGCUGAACCGCACGCGGGAUGAACGGCUCCCGGACCUGGCGAGCGAGCGCGAGGAUAGGGACCGUGAGGAGCGCGGCGAGAAGAAGGCCCAACUCCAGGAGCAGAAGCGCAACGAGAAGGAAGAGACGAGGAGGAAGAGGGAGCAGGAGGAGCUGCGGAGCUACUCGGCACUCAUGAAAGAAGAGAACAUGACCUCAAACCAGGAUGGAAACGACUCCGACGAGUUCAUGUGACUUCCAGGAGUGCUGCAACCGGAAGCGUGUGGGACAUUAUCAGGAAGGAGGGUUAGCGCACGCGCUUGCCUGCCUCACGGUGACACUGCGGUUUACUCAUGUGGUGGAAAGGGCUCAGCAACUGGGGCACCCGUGGGGGGUGAAUUGUUCACUACCUCGCCAUGUAUGCAGGAGGUUUUGGGUUCAGUCUUGACCCUGACACCUGUAUAUUUGGAGUUUGCAUGUACUCCCCGUGAUCGCGUGGUUUUUUUCCUGGUCCUCCGGUUUUUCCCUCCACUUUUAGAAACAUGCGUUUUAGAGGAUUUGACUUUCACAAAUUUCCACACGAUAAGCCAGUUGGGCAAACAUUUGCUGCUAGGUCAGGUUUGAAAUGAGCUACAUAACUCGGUGGGCCUUACCUGGUAAUUUUUGUUGUUAAUGGUUUCAUCUGAACUCAAAAUACACCUCGACCCAUAUAACUGAGCAGCUGUUAUCUACUGACUACACACCCCUUGCCUCUGUUCGUCCCACGCUAGUGUGAAGCUUCGUUCAUUACCUCGCACUCCGGCUGAGGCUGCUACUGGUCACGUGCCUCUACUCCAGUUUACCAGCGAGCUAGAAAAUAUCACGUGAUAAUUUAAACCCUUGCUGUCGGUGACGUUUCGCACGCGUUGAUCUAACAGCAUAUGCCAGUGAUAUCGCUGGAUUACCAUAAUCAUGUGCUUGACGAUAACUGUAAAGCAUUUUUGCUUGUUAUUAAAGCCUCAACGUUGAGUCGUAACGCCCUUGGACACCCUGCCUAGGAAUAUAUCCACACGAGCCAUUUGUUUUUGGGAUUGCAUUUUCAUUCACGACCUUCCUAGCACUGAACCAUUUAGCCCCCUUCCUAGCAUUGAACUAAUUCACCCCCUUGUUUUGUACGUGUAUCAGCAUAACAGAAACACAUUCUUGACACUUCCAUUAAUGUGCCAAACAAGGUUAGUGCUGUCGUACCUAGGGCUUGUAUUUCAUUCCGGGUCUAUCCAGGUCAGCGAGCUGGAAAAUGUAUUCUGCACUUGGCACAGCAUGCCCAGUAUACGUGUGGCUGGGGCUAGUCAACGUUGCCAGCUGGUCUACCAGUGACCCGGAAACGUUCGUUGUGAGAGGCGCGCUUGUAGAAAUUCGCCAAGCGUGCCCAUCGAAUUCCCGAAGCUGCUCGCAUGAUGUCUGCACUGCUUUGGCAAGCCUAUGGGGUGUUUUUUUUUACAUUUUCUAUUUUGUCAUGUUGCCCACCCUGUUGCAGCAUCAUGUAAUGAGAUAAAUAAUCCACGUGGAACUCUCGUAGAGCGAUACAAACCGGACUGUUUAGUCGACAGCCCGCGGAAGAGGAUCCCGCAGAGCUACCUCGGAGAAUCCUUCAAGUGGCCUGUGGUGCACACACUAGGAGACUGCAUCGUCCCGCCUGCCCAGCUGCAGACAAAUGUUCUUUGCAUGGCACUCAAACUGAUAUUUUGAAUCUCGCAGCUGGUAUUUAGCCAAAAUAAGGGCAUAAUCAAGUGGGUCCCAUUUUAUACUCAGACCACAGGAAACUGGCCGUCAGAUGCCAAAUGUGCUUUCUGGAAACAUUUCCCUGUGUUUAAAUGAGAUUUAUUUAAAGCGACGUUCAUGCGGUAAUUUACAAUCGUUACAUCGUUUUGGGUAUUUUUUUUUUACACGUUGAGAUAGAUUUUCAAGUUGGUGAUUUACUGGACUGCUUUCUGUUUGGCCUUCUCUUCUCGCGUGCAUGUUUAUGUUCGACGCGAUCAGAGAUAAUUUUUACCCGUCGGCUUGGGAUUUGGACGAACACUUGUCAAAGAGAGAAAAAUGCCUUAAUUUCCGGAUCGUUGGUCAGUGUGCACAAACUUGAAGUUAAUCAAUAAAAUCAAACGUGAAUUGCA